GGCAGUGUGGGGGAGGUGGAGACCGGCUAAAGCGGUGACGGCUUCUCAGCCACCACCACCGCCACCAUCCUCAUCAUCCUCCUCCUCGUCGUCGUGUCCGUGUCUCGCCAUGGCGAGCGACGCGUGUGCCCACGGGCUGCUGAGGCGCGCGGGGGAGCUGCUGCUGCUGCUGCCGAGCGAGGCCCGCGCGGGUCCCGGCGAGGAGAAGCCCGCGGCGGCGGCGGCGCCGCUUCUGCCGCUGCUGGUGCUGGGGGCCGCGGCGGCGGCGGCGGCGUUCGCGGGGUUUUACCUGCGGCGCGCGGCCCAGCGCCCCAUGCUGGUGGCGAGCGCCGGGUUCCGCCGCUUCCUGGACGACCACUGCCCCAUGGUUCGCGAGAAGUUCUACCCCACCUUCUGGUGCACCGACGGGCGCGCCCAGACGCUCGUGCGCGUCCUGCUCAAGACGCCGGUCCCCGUGCACUACCGCAACGAGCUGAUCCGCACGGCUGACGGCGGCCACAUCUCCCUCGACUGGGCGGACAACGACACGAGCGAGCGGCACCCGGACGGGGCCACGCGGCCCACGCUGCUGCUGCUGCCGGGCCUCACGGGCAGCAGCAGGGAGAGCUACAUGCUCUACAUGGUGCGCACCGUCCUCUCCAUGGGAUACAGGUGCGUCGUCUUUAACAACAGAGGCUUCGGCGGGGAGACGCUUCUGACCCCGCGUACGUUCUGCGCUGCUGACACGGAGGACCUGGAAGCGGUGCUGGACCACGUGCGCUCCCUCCUGCCAGACGCCCCCCUCGUGGGCACCGGGGUGUCCCUGGGAGGAAUGCUGCUGCUGAACUACGUUUCGCGCUCGGGCAGCGAGUGCCGGCUGAGUGCCGUGCUCACGCUGUCGGCGGCGUGGGACACCUUCGCCAGCUGCGACUCGCUCGAGCGCCCGCUCCACUGGCUCCUCUUCAACCGCUUCCUCACCAGCAACCUGCGCAGGACCGUGCACAGGCACCGGGAUGUGCUGGCCUCCAAGUUUGACAUUGAGCACAUUAUGAAGGCGCGCACGAUCCGCGAGUUCGACCAGCGCUUCACCGCUCCCAUGUUCGGCUUCGCGACCAUAGACGACUACUACCACGCGGCGAGCCCGGCGCACGCCGUGGCGACCAUCCGCGUCCCCGUGCUGUGCCUCAACGCCGCCGACGACCCCUUCUCCCCCAUGCACGCGAUCCCCGUGGAGGCGGCGCGGUCAAACCCGCGCGUGGCGCUGUUGGUGACGUCGUGCGGCGGCCACAUCGGAUUCCUGGAGGGGCUGGUGCCGCGCGGGCGCAGCUACAUGGACCGCGUGUUCGCCGAGUUCACGCGCGCCGCCCUGGAGCACGCCCGCGAGCUGGAAGAGCUCACGGGCGAAGGGGGAGCAGGAUGUGAAGGAGUUGAAGGAGUUGAAGGAGGAUGUGAAGGCGUUGAAGACGACGUAUGGCAACGGCGAAGGAGCCUCGUCCACUGAGUCGCUCGCAGUCUCGCCCGCUCGGACGCAUGCGACACGCACGUACUCGCUCACGCUUACAGACCCUCGCGCAGAUCUCGCUCGCACGCGCACACUCCCGCGCUCGCCCACUCGCUCGCACAGACUCCCCGCACCCACGCACUCGCUCGGUCGCACACAAGCUGGCACGCUCGGUCGGGGACGCUCGCACGCUGCCUUGCUGACAGACGCUCGCACGCUCACGCCUUGAUUUUCACACCCAUGCACACGCUCUCACUCGUACACACACGCGCGGCCUCUUGCACACCCGCCGGCUCGCCCUGGCUUGCACACUCGCAGACUCGUUCACAAUGCAGACGCUCGCACGCACACCCACCAACAUACCAACACACACACCAACAGACACACACAAACACACACCAACACACACACCAACACACCAACACACACACCA
Molecule: messenger RNA, 1913 nt
Organism: Petromyzon marinus (sea lamprey)
Lineage: Eukaryota; Metazoa; Chordata; Hyperoartia; Petromyzontiformes; Petromyzontidae
Product: phospholipase ABHD3-like
Biological process (GO): medium-chain fatty acid catabolic process; medium-chain fatty acid biosynthetic process
Molecular function (GO): monoacylglycerol lipase activity; acetylesterase activity
Source: RefSeq, a predicted model, not a curated record